GCAGCCAGAGCGUUCAGUGGGGGACUAGAAGACUUCACAGGGGGAUCAACAAGGAACUGAGCUAGAACAAAGCGUGUUCUGUCCAGUUUAGCCCUGCGAUGCCUUAACAAAUUCAAAGGGGGCUCCUCCGCUGUAUGCGGUCUGCGGACGCUCUGGCAUAUUCCUGCGUUACGUAGAUUAAUUCAAUCCAUGUCUGAAUACAGCUCCCUCACACAGCGCUGCUGCUCUGUGCCAACACAGAUUGAAAUUUUCCAACCUACUUGUUUGCCAGACAGACCAAAGGCUCCUGAGGCAGUGUUUACCCUUGCGUUCCCCGUCUGCAGCCACACUCUGGAUUUCGGGCCAGAUUUGGAAGAGCACAGGUCUGAGCAGGUCUGCUAUCCCCUCCCUUUACCGGAGCUUGUCUUCUGGCUGGAAGUGUUCUCCUAAUCUGCAAAAAUUCUGUGCUGCAAGAAAUCCGCCGUCAUGACUGACGAAGGAGGGGGGCCUGCCGGGGGCAGCUUCUUUGAGGCUGGAAACUACCGCCGCACUGUAAAGCGGAUUGAGGAUGGAAACAGACUGUGUAAUGACUUAGUCACCUGUUUCAGAGAGAGGGCUAAAAUUGAGAAGAGCUAUGCCCAGCAGCUGACAGACUGGAGUCGCAAAUGGAAGAGCAGUUUGGAGAAGGGUCCUCAGUAUGGUACCCUGGAAAAGGCUUGGCAGGCUUUUCUCACCGCUGCAGAUGCCCUCAGCGAGAUUCACACUGAGCUGCGGAAUCAGCUGUGGGAUGAGGAUAGCGGGAAGGUGCGGGAUUGGCAAAAGGAAGCCUAUCACAAGCAGAUGAUUGGAGGCUUUAAAGAGACCAAGGAGGCGGAAGAGGGAUUCAGUAAGGCCCAGAAGCCCUGGAUAAAGAAGCUCAAAGAUGUGGAAACAGCAAAAAAACGUUACCAUGCAACUCGGAAGGAUGAACGGUCAGCCCAAGUACGAGAGGAUCAUUCAAAGGCUGACGCCUCUGUGUCACAAGAGCAACUCCGCAAGCUACAAGAACGUGUAGAGAAAUGCAGCCAGGAUGCCGAGAAGGAAAAAGGUGCAUAUGAGAAGGCUCUUGAUGAACUGAACAGAUACAACCCUCGCUACAUGGAGGACAUGGAACAGCAGUUCGAGAGCUGCCAGGAGGCAGAGCAGAAGCGCCUGCGCUUCUUUAAGGAAAUGUUGCUGGACAUUCAUAAGCACCUUGAUCUCUCUAGCAAAGACAGCUUCCAUGCUUUGUAUAAAGACCUAUAUCAGGGUAUCCAGGCAGCUGAUGAUCAACAAGAUCUAAAAUGGUGGAGAAAUACCCAUGGGCCCGGAAUGGCCAUGAAUUGGCCUCAGUUUGAGGAGUGGUCUCCAGAGACCCAGAGGCCCAUCAACAAGAAGGAGCGCAGUAGUAAAAAUGUAGAGGAGGUGACCCUCACUGGUAUUGUGCCAGCCAAGGAUGGCGUUUCAGUAGGGACCCCCACCCAACAGCUCAAUCGCGGCACUGCGAAGGAUGAUGGCUCAGAGUGGUCAGAAGACGAAAGUCCUAAAAAGUCACUGGACAGUAAUGGUCGGGAGGUAUCACAGGUAGAGGGCGUGCGUGUGCGAGCACUUUAUGAUUACAUUGGACAAGAGGCUGACGAGCUGAGCUUUUCAGCAGGAGAAGAGCUCGUAAAAAUGGGUUCUGAAGAUGAACAGGGCUGGUGUAGGGGGCGUCUCCUGUCUGGGAAAACUGGACUUUAUCCGGCAAACUACGUGGAAGAUGUGUCCUGAGUGUCAACCAUGCCUUGAGCGUCCUCAGAGCGGUGUGCGUGUGUGUCCUGGAUCCUUACAAGGAUAGGGGGCAAACCUAUGAACAUUGGAUACUUCUAGUGAAUCCAUUGCUGCUUUUACCAUAUUAUUUUAGACAUGCAGUUAUAUAUAUAUAUUUUUUUCUUAAUAAAAAUUACCCAGAAAAUAUUACGCCUGGCUGCGCUCCUGCAGCAUUGUGAACCAUGGAUGUGCAUCAUAAAGUUUUUGUUGUGAAGAGUGCAGGUGAGAGAGCUUGAAUCACCCAAAUGUAUAUAAGAAAAGUAAAAAAAAACACUAUCUUGCUUCCUCCAAAAAAAAAAACUAAAAAAAUCUUGUGGUUGUCUGUCUGCUAGGUUAAAGGGUCAGAGUUUAUUGUAUCAAUUGGCAGGUUAUGUCUUGGUAUGGCAACUGGACCUGUUUGACAGCCUUAAGUGAUUUAUUUUUUCUACCCACAUUUGCACAGAAGAAAUACCCUUUACCCUCUUAUGAUGGAUAAAGGUGUUUUUUCAAAAAAUAUAUAUUAACACCUUGAUGUCCAAGAGUUUGCAUUGUCUAGCAGUGUGUAUCCAGAUCCCUGCUAGGUAGGUACCCAGGUGAUUUAUGUAGUUCCCUAAUAACAGGAUAUGUUUUUAGGAUUUUCUGCUGGACACAUUUUGGGGUGUUUGAUACUUUGUAAUUUUCAGGUUUGAGGGUUCAGUCAUAUCAACAUGAUGGUAAAGGUGGAGAUCACUCCCUAUAUUUUUGUCCCUAGUUUAGCCUGUGCUAGAAUAUUUCAACUUUUGAAGUCUCUUCAGAUUUCAUGAAACUGACUGGUUCCACAUGAGACUUGUAAAGCGCUUCGGACGGAUAAGAGAUUUCAAAAAUUUUGUGCCAUCUCAUCAUGCAAGUGACCUUAUUGUGAACAAUAUAUUUUCUAUUUAAAUGAUAAUAAAAAUCCACGUUGUU
Messenger RNA from Hyla sarda, 2730 nucleotides. RefSeq names its product protein kinase C and casein kinase substrate in neurons 3 (gene PACSIN3). Gene Ontology annotation, cellular component: plasma membrane; cytoplasm; endosome. The transcript is spliced from 12 exons. Bases 466 to 1767 code for a protein of 433 amino acids. The record is from RefSeq and is a predicted model, not a curated record. Gene Ontology annotation, molecular function: protein binding; phospholipid binding. Gene Ontology annotation, biological process: cytoskeleton organization; plasma membrane tubulation; regulation of endocytosis. Lineage: Eukaryota; Metazoa; Chordata; Amphibia; Anura; Hylidae.